AUGCCUUCCUUUCUCAGCAAAAUCACCAAGGGUAUGAACUGCUUGAGUACCUCAGGCGAUGCUUCUCACUCAGAAACAACAGGUUCGUCCUCAAAGCCACAUCCACAGCCAAUCCGGAAAACACACGAUGAUGAGGGACCGAGACCGAAAGGCUCAGACGACUCGCUGUCUUCUUCUGACAGUCAAAAGUCAAAUUAUGUCCUCGAAGUUCUUCGGAAAUUUAACAUCAAGCACAUUAAUACUGUCAACGAUCUUGUCAUGGAAGGCGUUGAAGGCAAACCCUUGGACGACAAGACCUACCUGAUGGAACGCAUCAUACAGCUCGCGGCGGACUUACCUGUUGAAAGUCGGACGAGUGCUACACUGACGAAUGCCUUUCUAAACCAAUUGUGGACCGACUUGCAACAUCCACCUCAGUCUUACCUUGGGACCGAGUUCGUCUACCGCAAGGCUGACGGCUCCAACAACAACAUCCUGUGGCCUCGUCUGGGCGCUGCUGGACAGCCAUAUGCCCGUACUGUCCGUCCCAGGAUGAUUCAGCCAGUUGCAAAACCGGAUCCUGGUCUCAUCUUCGAUAGCCUGCUAGCACGAAAGACGUUCAAACCACAUCCUAACAAAAUAUCCAGUGUGCUCUUCUACCUUGCAUCCAUCAUCAUUCACGACAUCUUUCAUACCAGUCACCAAGACUUCAGCAUUUCCGAGACCUCUGCCGUCGUCCAUGCUGCCGUCGUCCAUGUCGGCAUCGCGAGAGCUCUCAUGUUCAUUACUCGCAUGGUCCUCAUCCACGUUGUCAUCAUCCGAGCUGUCAUUCUCACCGAUCGUGUGGUCCUCGUCCGUGUUGUGCUCUUCGGUCAUAUUGUGCUUGUCAUUAGACAUCUAUGA
Molecule: messenger RNA, 882 nt
Organism: Exophiala bonariae
Lineage: Eukaryota; Fungi; Ascomycota; Eurotiomycetes; Chaetothyriales; Herpotrichiellaceae
Exons: 1
Coding region: 1-882 (293 amino acids)
Biological process (GO): response to oxidative stress
Molecular function (GO): heme binding; peroxidase activity
Source: RefSeq, a predicted model, not a curated record